This is a messenger RNA of Phytophthora sojae, 405 nucleotides long. RefSeq lists its product as hypothetical. The record is from RefSeq and is a predicted model, not a curated record. Lineage: Eukaryota; Oomycota; Peronosporomycetes; Peronosporales; Peronosporaceae. Bases 1 to 405 code for a protein of 134 amino acids. The transcript has a single exon.
AUGCGCGCCGCCUAUCUCAUUCUACUAGCUGCGAUCACGUUCUUCGCAAGUGGUUCCGCAGCGGACCAGACCCAGUUGACCACCUUCACCAGAGGUAUCGACGCUCGCCCUAUCGGAUCGACUGAAGUCGACAGCAAGAGAUUCCUGCGCAGACGCAAGCACAGCGAAGAUGAAGCUGCGGAGGACGAAGAGAGAGCCGGGUCUAUGGACGACGUCGUUGCGAAGCUCGCGGGCCUGGUGCCGACGCUGAGCAAAGUACGCAAGUCUACUGUCGCCAAGGGCAUGGCCUACCUGCAGCAAACCAGGCUUUCUAGCCAUCAGCGGGAGGCUAUCCAAGCUUUCCUUGCUCUUGAUGAGAGCGGGCGCCAGGCUGUCAUGAAGGCCUUGGCUGGUAAGCGCUUGUAG